GACAGCUUGGUGUGUGAAUGAGAUGUGUAAUUAAACCAAAGAGAUGAAGUGUGACUAAAUGUGGAACUUAUCUGAGUAUGGUUGCCAGAGGGUGUCGAGAGUGCGUGUUGAUCCAGGCGGAAGUCCAAAUAAGGGCAAGGCAGGCUCGAGUGUUGGAGGACAGGCGGAUGGUCGAGGACAGGAGCGCGGCGUCGUAGUAAGUGGGCAGGCGUGAGGUCGAAAUCCAGGAAGGCAAGGGGGGAUCCACAGGGAGGUCCAAUGUGACAAGACACACAGCUUGACGACGAGGAAGGAUGACGGGGAGCUGGAGAACGACAACACAAGAGACGAUGAGAACGACGGGGAGGAAGCACAGGGAGAGAAAAUGCACAAGUGGUGAAUGAUCUGCAAUCUGCAGAAAGACUCAGGCAUCUAACAUGGACCUGGAUGUCAUCAAAUACCUGGCCAAGGCCAAGGCGAACCACGAUUGUGGAGCUUUGCAGUCAGCUUUCAAUGUAUUGGAAGCGAUGACAGCAGCUGGAAGCCCAGAAGGAGCACUCAGCGUUGACCCACAUUUGUAUGUAUCCUGUGGAGAAGAAGCUCUGCAGCUGGGUUGUUUAGAGAUAAGCGCGGCGUGUCUGCAGAAGUUCUUUGAGUGCAACCCACCGGCUGAUCAAUAUCUGUGUCGGGCCUUCAUCUGCCAAGGCCAGCUUGUAAGUCCCUCGGCCACAGGGAGCAUGGAAGACUUUCAAGAGAAUGUGCAGUGUUUUCUUAAAGCAAUUGAAAUUGCAAAGCGAGAAAAAAGAACUCAUUACAUUGUGUUCAACGCCUCAGUACUAUAUCUCCAGAUGGUACGUCCUCUCCUGCAACCAGGGCGGUGCCGCCACCUGAUUUCCUCUCUCAAGCAGGUGGUCAAAAGUCUGGAAGCGGUGGCUGACAAAGACCACGGCUGGAGGGCAGAACUCAUGAUGCACCUACUUGACUGUCUUUUGGACUCUGGGAAAAUGGACGAUGCUGGAAGCUAUGCAAGAGUUUCAGAGGAAUUCAUCAAAAAACACUGUCCAAGUCUUUAUUACAAACUUUUUCGUUUACAGGUGUGGCAUAACCUGUCAAAAAAGGAAGUUCUGCUCAAAAAGAUCCGGCAGUCGACUACAUUAACUGUCAUUUCCAAAAUACUACAAUUUAAAAGGGGGCUAGGGGAAAUAAAAGAGGAUGAAGUUGUAAAAAAAGAUUUGAACGAGCUUGAGGAGAUUUUUAGUCUACUGGGGGAUUCCACAAAAGCAUCUCUUCGGACACCCCUUGAACCAUCUAGCAGAGUUUCCUUACUCAUGGAGCUGUCUUUGCUGGCCUUGCAAGUAAAGAAUGAAAAAGUGGCAAUCAAAUGCUUAAAAAAAAUUAAGUCAACAGGGGAGACGAGUAUCGGUGAACAGAUAAUAAUGGAGUGUGUCAACUGUGAAAUAAACCUCCAGAAGAAAGAGACAAAGAUGAAUGACUAUUCCAAAUCCAGUGUUGAGGCCCGUCUAAAGGAGAUAGGGAAGCUGAAUCACUGUCUACAGGCUGCUGUACGAGAAGGGGACCCGCAGGCCGUGCAGGCAGUGUGUGCGACCCAGUGGAGCUUCUGUCUCCCACUGUUGCAGCACAAUCUACGCAGACACGUGAAGACGCCUUUGUCCAGGGUGGCCCAAGCACUGGAAGACAUGCAAUGUAUGCUGUUCCCAGUCCGAUGUUUGGUCCACGCAGAACUUGCAGUGAUGGAAGAGGAGGACGGACUCCUGGAGGCCUCAAUCACUCACCUCCAAAAAGCUAUGCUACUAGAUAACGGCACACAAAAAGAAAGAUUAUCGUCAGCUUUCCAUCUCUUACAGCUCAGAGGGAACCUCUAUCAAUCACCCUCUCGCAACGAGGAUAAAGCCGCUAUGCUUAUGCAGCAGGUGAAGGACAUGCAGACCCAACAGGAUACAGAUUGCCGUCCCUUACUUCUGACUGUGGGUCAACUGUUGGCCCCUGCUGAUUUCCAGAUGGUGCUGAAUGCAGAAAGCACCCCUAAACUUACCAAAGCAAGUGUUGGAUGCGGGCCAUUAGCUCAGCUCUCUGCUGAGGCUCAGCAUUACUAUGCAGCUGUACAGAAGUUGGAAGGAUACCUGGAUCGACAAGGAGAAAAUGCUGACAACACAGAGAGGCUAAAGCUGUGGGCAACACUUGCAAAGACAGCAAGAAAACAGGAAGUCUGGGAUGUGUGCCGAGUCGCUUGUCGAUUCUGUUUGCUCUAUGAUGAGGGACAGUUGAAGAUGCCCAAGUGUCACAAAUCUAGAUGCUCGGAUGAAGAUACCACUAGUGAAAUUGUUAGCAGUUGUGAAGAAAAUCAACCCUGUGUGAAAAAGUUGCGUCUCUUAGCAGAAAUGUGUUUUAUUACUGCUGAGGCUACUAUCAAAAAGAUACAAAUGCAAGGUGUGCAGCUCAACAGCCCAGCAGUCCAUCCACAGGAUGGAGGUGUUUCUGAAGAUGAUCCACAGUGGGUUAUUUACAGGGACUGGAUCCAAUUUUUGUCUGCUUAUGCCUCCUCUACGUUCUUGCGAGCAGCUGAGCUUGGCACACAGAUUAAGGAACCGUGGCUUGUGGCAAAUGCAUCCAUUUACUCGUGGAACUACAACAAGCACUUGCUGGUUAGUGGAGACUAUAAAUGUCUCAUUCCCACGUUCCAAAGCCUGGUAGAGAUGCUCCAAGAGUCCAUUGGUAAUCGUGCUCUGUUGGUGCUACUGUGUGACGUUGUGGCUCGAGGUUUGAUCCAGCAUCUGGAGUUACCUGACAAUGUGGAGCAAGCCCCGCCACAAGACAAGGGCAAAACCAAAUCUGAGAAGGUGACUGCUGUCCAAGCUGGUAUGCUCGACCCUGAUAUUUUCCAAAAAGUCCACAAAGCACGAGAGCUAUGUGACUACGCCCUGACCAUACCCAUCUGCAACCCCAGAGGGGAGACAGUUCCAAUCGCUGUACAGAAGCAAGUAGUGACCACCUGGGUGCAGAUCAAGAACAUCCUGCAGCAGCAGGCUGGCGGCAAUAUUGACAUGGAUGAAAAGAAUGAAGAAAUGUCACCAAUGACUCGUGUGCUGAUUCAAGUGGAGAUGCUCCAGUCCAAUAAGACUCCCAGUAACUUGGAUAGUUAUGAUCCCAGUCUCUCAACACUGGUGACCAUGGUGUCUAAUGGCAACUGGACUGAUGCUGUGGUGGAGUUGCAGAUAUGGUCUCAACUUGCCACAUUCUGCCACCAUGCCAAGGAGUACCGCUUAGUGUUGAACUGCACUAAAAAAGCGAUGCUGCUUGAGGAUGCUGCAGCAAGCUGCCUCAGCUCCACCCCUUGCCUUUUGUAUGGCUUACCUGCAGUGAAUGAGAUGCUCAGCAGUGCUGCUUGUCUGAGGGGUUUGAGCACAAUUCACGAGUCCAUUGGAAAUUUACAUAUUUACAUGACAGGCAUGGACAUGCUUCUGUCUAGUGUCAGGUAUGCACAGAAGGCUGGGAGUCCAGAACUUUGUCUUCGAGCUGCCAGACAUUACUGGAAUGCUUGUCUACCUCUAUCACAGUCACCUGAGGAAAGACACCAGCUUAGAGAGCCACUGGAAGCAAUUCUCAAUGCACUCAUCCUCAUUUUUACCAAAUAUACAAGUGACAAAGUAAAAGGUCCUCAGACUUUGGUAGCAGUCCCUCCUGGGAAUUCCAAACCUGAAGCACCAAAUGAAGAAGUCCUAACCCUGAGAUCAUCGAUUUACUGUCUGUUGCUUCAAAUACACAUAGACAAAACAGACUGGAACGGUGCUCUGCAGCUGCUGGAUAAUGCUGUUAGAGAUAUGCCUUCCUCCAAACACAGACUAAAUCUGCUGAAAUAUCGCAUACAGAUGAAAGCACGGCUAGGUGAAAGUGUGUUAAUGGACAUGCAGACGUUGCAAGGCAAAGAAGAGCAGCAUUGUUCAUUGAUGUGGCACAAAGUAGCACUCUCUUCUUGCGAUGUAAAACAGCAACUGAAUUGCUUCCAGAAAUCUCUCACCUCUUUAUUGAGUGAAGAAAACCAAUGGCAAAAAGUUGGUUUCAUGCUACAAUUUGGAGCCUGGCUUUACUCUCACAACAUAUCUAAAGAGGAUGCUCAGCACCAGGUUCAGUGGGCCAUUGACAUUCUCCUUCACUUAGAAACCGAGAAGUCAGAAAAAACAGAGGACGAGUGUCAGGAAAUGUAUGGGAGCUCAGUGAAAUGUGAGACUCUGGCUGUUGUCCAAGGGCUGUCAUUCACACAAAGUGUAUCUACUCUAAGGGAGGUCCAACGCCUUGACAGCUUGGUACAAGCACACACUCUGCUUGCUGUCAUGGCAGACAGGAAUUCACCCGAGCACCAGUUUAACCUACUUAGAGCUUACGACUUUGUACUCCAAAUUUGGAAGGUGUCAAUGACUGUUGUUUGUGUGACGUCCAAUGAGCUUGCAAAAACUCAGUCAUCUCAUUCGCCCACUACUGCUGUGACAAAAAAAGAAAAGGGCAAAGGCAAAAAACCGCCCCCCGCAGAAGUGAAACCCAAAACUGUCUUGGAUCCAACACUUACUGCUAAUCUGGAUUAUUGGGUUAAAUACACUUGUCCUGAUCAUGUCCGUUACAUGUUCAAAACCAACUAUAACCCCCAAUGUAUCAAUAUUCAUAGCAUUCCAAAGCAGGACCAGAGCUUGUAUUAUCUUAACCUACUGGAAACGGAGCUCCACUCACUUUCACUCAGUCACCUGACACUGCCCAUAAUGCAUCUAGCUGAGACAUUGGCUUGUGACCUUUUGGAGAGGAAGAGCCUCUCUGACCUGUAUCGACUCAGAAUACUGAGGACCUGCAGUCAGCUUGGCAUGGAGACACAUUCCCCGUAUCACGAUAAUCUCUUGAAUCUGAUUAAACUACCAGAACAAGAACAAAUUGGGUGCCACAGAGCAAUCACUCUUUUACGGGAGAGAAGAAGCCUCUGCAACCCAUGCAAUCAGAAAGAUGGAAUGAAUGAAAUGUCUGAACCACAUCUACAAAAGAGGAAUCUGUUCAGUCUGGAUAUUUGGGUAGACAAAGCUGAGGUCUGCCUGGGAAUGGGGCUCUUUCAAGGAGCCAGGCAGCUUCUAGCCGAAGCCCAGUUGGUAGCAUCAGAAUUUGAAGACAAGACAGUAAUGGCAAGAAUCUUCCUCAAUGUGGCUGUUCUGGCUAGUGACGAACAGAACUAUGCACAGGCUCUAUAUCUUCUGGACAAGGCCCAAGCAUUAGGUGGAGACGAGCACUUCUGGUACAAAUUCACUCUCACAAAGAUCACUGCUGUAGUAGGUCAGAGACAGAAAGAUGCACAAGCAAAGAUUGAUCAAAUUGUAAAGCAAGGCUGUGAGGCUCUGAAAAUUGUUCUGGAGCAACGGAUAAACCGAGUAACAGGGAUUACCUUUUUAAUUACAUCAUUAGAAAUGAGGGGUGCCAUUGAGUGUAUACGUGCCAUUUCUGGCAAUGAUCCUGGAGAUGUACAUUGCACAGAGGAAGUUCAUAUGCUGAUAACUGCUUGCGAGAUACUUAAACAAUGUGCAAGGGUUUUUGCUCAACUUACCUACAUGGAGCAUGCUGCAAAGAGCAAUGAAGAGUGCAUGUAUGGUCUGAGAUUCCUGGCUGACAUGGCUACAGACAACAAAGAAAAGCAGCGCUUCUUGCUUGAUGGACUUUCCUGCAUGCAGUUAGCCAUCUCAGAUCAAGAAUGUGUGGUACUGAAUGCUCAUAACUACCUCCACCUGGAAGAGGAGAGUUGUGGAGUUUUAUUGUCACCCAAAUGGACACUGCUGCACAUGCGGCUCACCCUAGCAGAGGUUUGCUUGGCAAUACAAGAAGAGCACUGUGAAGAACUGCUAAACCGAGCCCGGGCAAAGGACAAGACAAUCGCUGAGAUAGCAAUUGAAGACUUUAUGCGAAGUAUACCUGAACCCAACUCUAUUGAACAGGAGUGGAUGAAUGUGGGCAGCACAUUGGGUCAGAUGGCGUUGGGCCAGCUGGCUGCAGUGAGCUCUUGUUCCAUAGACAGUAUGGAGCUGAGAGCGCACUGCUUGAGUCUGAUGGGUAAAACCAUAAGACUGAUGGCUGUGCAAGAAGACCCUGGUUAUAUAUCGUAUCUCUGGGACAAAGAUAUCCAGGAUGGUUUGUGUGACCCCAACACUUUGGAGGAAGAUCCUUCAGGGAAAGAGAAAGACAACACUUUAAGCAGUGAGGAGUCAAAGAUUACCUCUGCCAAAAGCGCUGAGCUGCAGCGUAAGAGACAUAAAGCUCAGCAGCUUUUGGCCCAGGCCAGCAAGGUAUUGUCUGAAGCUAUUGCUCUGUGUCUUCAGCACAAGUUGUCUGCUUCCAUCCUAAGCAAUGCCUCUCUUAGUAUGCUGCAGUGUCAUGGCCAGUCAGAUCAUGAACUGACAGGUCAAUAUCUCGCCUUGUUUCAGAGUGCUUUUGCUGUUGAUAUAAUGGCUGAAGUCUUAAAUUCAGCCUGUGUUGACACUAGUGUGUCCCAGCUCGCAGCUCUACUCAGCCUCCACACAAAACUGUACGUCUCUGAAGAGGGGAGGUCCACGAGAAUGCUGGAAGGAGUGAAAUAUUCCCUGAACAGUAUCUCCAAGGCCUUCUCUCAACUAACCAUUGAUCCCAACCACCUGAACUUUGUUGCGGAACUUCCGCCUGAGAUGAAGAUUAUAUUACUGCAGCACUCCUAUGAUGGGUCUGAACUUUAUGGAGCCUUUUACAACAUGCCUGAAGCUCCAGAAAAUACAAAAGUGAAGACAGCACCAGGUUUCCUGACUAAAGUAGCCAAGGUUUCUGUCUGCCCAAAGGCUCUGCUCGCACUUCAGGAGCAGACCCGGUCCUUUGACCAAGAGACAAGACAUGCUUUCCUGAAGGAGGCUUGUUUGUAUGAGGGAAGAGUGGAAGAAUCCCCGGAAGAGUUUCACGCUUCUGAUCCUGAAUCUGAUGCAGACAAGGUGUUGACACUUCAUUUCAGGGAAAUUGUUCAGCAAAUGGAAGAAUAUUUGAAUCCUCUUCUUGCUCAAUUUGACUUCUCUUGUUUGAGCUCCCAGGAGUCAUUAGAACCAAUUCCUGAAGGGGUCCAAGACAAAAGUAAAGAAAACAAAUUACCCUCAGAAAGUACACCUCAACUAGGAGAGUUUGUGGUGUUGCUGGUUGACUGUAAGUUGAUGGAGUUGCCUUUGGAGGCUUUGUCCGUCCUUCGGGGAAACCUUAUAUGCUCAGUGUCCCGAGACUUCUCCCUGCAGCUUUUCCAUAACCGCAUGCAAAAAGAAGAGCCACCCAAAGUGGUGGAAAAGGAAACCAAAGGUGGUAAAGGCACUAAGGGAAAAGCUGAUCAAAGCCAAACCAUCAAAGUGAUGCCGACCAGUCAUUUUUUACCUGCUAAAACCUUCCCAUUGGACACACGGAACUUGAAAAGUAUCUUUAAUGACAAAGAUGUUGUCAACAUUUCCAGCAUCUUGGAAGGGACCACGCUUGCUGAGAAGAUGAAGAUGAAGUGGGAAACUCAGGGCCAACAUUUUAACCCUCUGUUAGCAGGCUUUGUGGGCAUCAAACAAACUCCCAGUUUGAGUGAGAUGGAGAAGAUACUGUGCAACUGCAGCGGAUUCUUGUACCUUGGAACGGAACGCUUCUGGGCUCACAUGCCACCUGCCAAGCUAGCGGCCCUCAACCUGUCAGAGUGUCACAUGGCUGUUCUCUUUGACCUGGUCCAGAGCAAUACCAACACCCAACACUACUCACAAUUUGACAUGUACAAAAGGGCAGGACGGCGCACUUUGGAGAAGCCAUUGGAGAUCGCUAUGUUGAUGAGCUUAAAUGGUGUCAGUUGUAUUGUCCUCAACCAGUGGCAUAGCAGCCUUCAACAAAACUCCCAAUACAUGACUAACUUUUUGGACAAUUUUCUGAGCUUCAAACAGACCUCUGGGCAGAUUGUCCAUUCCCUUAGACGAGACACUCACUCUGGAGGGAUAUCAUGUGACCAAAAGGCCAUAGGAUUAAAUGCAAGUUCCUCCAGCACUCAGGCUGGCAGUAUGCCAGGACACGCCCCUGCACGCGCCGGGCGCUUAACGCCCACGCAACGACGCAGCUGCAGACUAUCGACAAUCGGCGCACCUGGGAAUAAUCAGAGCGGUAGCAUAAAGACCACUGGACCUUUGGAGCCUACGCCGGAACGUCGUUAACUCCUUGCAUACCCGUCUUGCCCCGUGUGCUCGAGCACUGUGCCUCAACCUCCCUCCGGAUUUUGGACUGCCUCCCUCGAUCCUCGACCCUCGCUUGGACACGGACCUUGUCGCUUCUCUCCUGCCCUCGACCACCUACCUGCCUACGGACCACCUUUUUGUCUCGCCCUUUUGGACUGCUGAAGGAUUCAUCCAACACGCACCUACAACAUUGUCUGGUAAUAUUCACAUGGUUAAAAUCACACAUAGUCCUGCAACAAACACAUAGAGUAGCAUACACCACCCACACACUCAUCAAAGGUUACAGUAAACCCGGUAACUUGAGCUUCCACGUGGUGUCGUUUCCUUCCACCCCUCACGUACCUAACAGUUAUAUUUCAUAUAGUAGGAUGAGUAAGAUUAUCUUGAAAAUUAAUGGAUGGAUGAGAUAAAUUCAGAAUGUGUAUCAUGGCUUUUCUUCUGUGUACUUUGUAAACAAUUUAAGUUUGAAGAGUACUUGAAGUGGAUCAUAUUAGUAUAUUGUUUGAUUUAUUUGCUUAAUCCAUUCCAUAAUUUAAUUCCACAUACUGAUAUACUAAAUGUCUUAAGUGUUGUAUGUGUGUACAAAUGUUUUAAUUACAUUUUUUCUCUAAGAUUAUAUUUCUCCUCUUUUGUUGAGAAGAAUUGUUGUAUAUUUUUUGGUAACAGAUUGUAGUGUGCUUUGUGUAUAAUUUUAGCUGUUUGCAAAUUCACUAUCGUGGAAUUUCAGUAUUUGUGAUUCAA
Molecule: messenger RNA, 8963 nt
Organism: Nerophis lumbriciformis (worm pipefish)
Lineage: Eukaryota; Metazoa; Chordata; Actinopteri; Syngnathiformes; Syngnathidae
Gene: cfap46
Product: cilia and flagella associated protein 46
Biological process (GO): cilium movement involved in cell motility; axoneme assembly
Molecular function (GO): protein binding
Source: RefSeq, a predicted model, not a curated record